This is a messenger RNA of Bradysia coprophila, 3171 nucleotides long. RefSeq names its product ecotropic viral integration site 5. The record is from RefSeq and is a predicted model, not a curated record. Lineage: Eukaryota; Metazoa; Arthropoda; Insecta; Diptera; Sciaridae. Gene Ontology annotation, molecular function: GTPase activator activity; small GTPase binding. Gene Ontology annotation, biological process: regulation of GTPase activity.
UGUUCAUAGACCCUUCAGUGUGUUGGUGGUAGACAUGUAAAUCGGUGUUUGGGUGGAGAAAAUCUUACAAAAAAAUAUUAAACCAUCCCAUCAGAAAAGUGUGAAAAAUCUAACAAAUUUUACUCGGUUUCAUUUGAAAUAUCUUUGGUGAUUUUCAAUUAUUUAAUCAGCUCAUCAAACUUGUGUCAAUAUAUUUGUAAAUAAUUUUUAAUUUUGGAUGAUUUCACCUGUGAUGUGUGACGUUUCUAUGUUUUUUUCUUCUUCUAUACUGUUGCCUCAGCACUCAUUAACGACACAAUCUAACAAUUGAAUCAUCGUCGGUGGAGCAAUCGAUCUUCACCUCAUCAGAAUCAAAAGCAAAUCAAUUUUCGUGAAACAAAAAAAAAAAACAAACAAUUACCUCCUGUUAUGACCAGCAUUGCACACAAAUGACUUUCCUAUUUCGAAUGAUUCCAUGAUUGUAUACCGCGAAGAUGACACUCACGACCAUUGAAAGUGAUAUCAACAGUACACCAAUUAUGGAUACGAGUCCACCGGCAACAAACUUACCAACAUCUGAACUGAGUUUAUUGGCCAAAUUGGAAGCGGCGAAUAAAUUGAUUGAAAGUGAUGCGAAAAGUUUAAAUUCAUUGCAAAGUUCGGCUCACAGUCGAAAAAGUUCGGACACAAGUCAAAUCAGUCUGAAUUCCGGAACGUCGGUUGGUGAAGAAGACAUUUGGUCGACAUGGGCGAGCAUUGUGACGGAUUGGGAAGGAAGUCUAAAAAGAAAAACUCCGACUGUGCGUGAACUAGUUCGUAAGGGAAUUCCUCAUCAUUUCCGUGCAAUCGUUUGGCAGCUAUUAUGUGGUGCAUGCGAAUCGGAUAAGAAGCAAUACGCUGAUUAUAUCAAAGCGACAUCAGCAUGUGAAAAAGUUAUUCGACGAGAUAUUGCUCGAACAUAUCCGGAACAUGAUUUCUUCAAGGAGAAAGACGGUCUGGGUCAGGAGGCUUUGUUUAAUGUGAUGAAGGCAUAUUCUCUGCACGAUCGUGAAGUUGGAUAUUGUCAAGGUUCAGGUUUUAUUGUUGGGCUUUUAUUGAUGCAGGUAUGCCAAUCGGUCUGUUGUUUCGAGUUGUUGUCACAUUUUAUCCACGCAUUUUGUUUGCAGAUGCCUGAGGAAGAAGCUUUUGCUGUGUUAGUUCAGAUCAUGCAACAACAUCGCAUGCGGGAUAUGUUCAAACCGUCAAUGGCUGAGCUCGGUCUUUGCAUGUAUCAACUAGAAAACCUCGUACAGGAGCAACUUCCCGAGUUGCAUGUGCACUUUCAGUCGCAGGGAUUUCAAACGUCAAUGUACGCUUCCAGUUGGUUUUUGACACUAUUCACAACAACAUUGAACUUGGCUAUCAGCUGUCGGGUGAUGGAUGUGUUCCUCAGCGAAGGAAUGGAAUUUAUCUUCAAAAUGGCUUUGGCUAUGUUAGUAUUAGGGAAGGAGCAACUGUUGUCAAUGGACAUGGAGGCAAUGCUGAAGUUUUUUCAAAAGGAAAUUCCUCAGCGCAUCGAAAGUGAUCCGGAGAGCCUUUUCAACUUAGCAUUUGGUAUGAAAAUCAAUACAAAGAAAAUGAAGAAAAUGGAAAAGGAAUACGCCGAUUUGAAGAAGAAGGAACAGGAAGAAAUGGUUGAACUAAGGCGUUUGAGAAACGAAAAUCGACUAUUACGGAAACGAAACGAAUUGCUGGAAGCCGAGAGUGCAGAGCUUGCCGAUCGACUCGUACGAGGACAGGUGUCUCGCGCCGAAGAGGAGGAAACAAGCUAUGCAAUUCAGUCGGAAUUGUUAAUGCUACGACGGUCUCAUCUUGAGAUAGCCCAUCAACUUGAAACGGCAAACGAAGAAGUGCGGGGAUUGAGUUUAAGGUUGCAGGAAAACAACAACUCUCGACAAGAUUCUAUCGACGAAUUAUGUUUGAAAGAAGAGGCACUGAAACAGCGUGACGAAAUGGUAACUUGUUUGCUGGAAGAACUGGUAAAGGUGCGUCAAGGACUGGCCGAAAGUGAAGAUUCGAUUCGCAGUUUAAAAACGAAAAUCGAAGAACUGGAAGAAGACAAGAAAACACUUCGUGAGACAACACCCGACAAUUCAGUAGCUCAUCUACAAGACGAGCUGAUCGCGAGUAAAUUAAGGGAGGCUGAGGCUACACUAUCGUUAAAAGACUUAAAACAACGAGUUCAAGAAUUGAACACGCAAUGGCAGAAGCAAUUACAAGAGCACAGAAAUGACAACCUACAAGCGCCGGAUUCGACGCCAAAGAAGUUACUAUUCUGGGACACAUCAAAAUCAAAUGAUACCCAGAAAUUGGAGGAAGAAUUGAUGACCACUCGAAUACGUGAAAUGGAAACACUAACCGAAUUAAAGGAGCUACGAUUGAAGGUAAUGGAAUUGGAAACUCAGGUUCAAGUGUCAACAAAUCAGUUGAGACGACAAGAUGAAGAGGGUAAAAAGGUGAAAGAAGAAUUGGAAUCGGCUUUGAUGCGUGAAAAAGAAAUGAGCAAUAAGGCGAGAGAGCAACAGCACAGAUACUCAGACUUAGAAUCUCGAAUGAAGGACGAAUUGAUGAAUGUUAAAAUUAAAUUCACCGAACAAAGUCAAACCGUGGCUGAGCUGAAACAGGAAAUUUCCAGACUUGAAACGAAGAAUUCCGAAAUGUUGGCUGAAGGUGAACUGAGAUCUAAUUUAGAUGAAUCUGAUAGAGUUAGAGACUUGCAGGAUAAGGUGGCAGAUCUCAAGGCUGAAAUAUCAGCAUUCAAAAGUCGUGGCAAUUUUAAUUUAAGAAAAAUGAAAAGUGAUUCUAUUCAAUCAAUCGAAUCGGACAUUGAUCUAAGCGAAAUGCAAAUGCGAAAAGACAGUAAUUCGUCAUCAAACUUAUGAAGUUAUUGAUUGUUUGGUUUUUUUUUUUAAAUAAUUUAUAAAACAUUUAGCAUCUGCUCUCCAUCCGACAUGAUAUUUUUUUUUUAAAUGAGGGAGAUAAUUAAUUGAAGUUCUUCUGAGAGAAGACUUUAUUUUAUUGGGAAGGAAGAAGAGGAAAAAGAGAAAGAAUUUAUGUUGAUAUUUUCCCCAUAUUUUUUUGUUAGUUUUGUCUGCAAUCUUAAAAUAUAUUAUAGAAAAAAUUAAAUUAUAAACUAAAUUAUUUGCACAAGAU